AUGUCGGUCUCGUCCCAGCUUGAUUCACUGGAGAGUGCUUGGGCACUUUCCGACACCUUCUUCGCGGACAACUCCAUUGAAAGACAAGCUCUAUGCCGUCCAAUCUCGCUACGCAAUCCCUUCAUUUUCUACUUUGGUCACCUUCCAUCGUUCGCUUGGAUUACUCUCCGCCCCCUCCUCAACGCAAACGCACUCCACCCCACUUUUGACGACCUCUUCUCCCGCGGCAUCGACCCAGACGUCGAGGACCCCACCGAGUGCCAUGACCACCCGGCCGCACCCGUAAAAUGGCCUUCAUGGUCAGAGGUGCUCAGCUACCGCGAUGCCGUCCGCACACAAGUCCGAGAGCGAAUCGCGGCCCAGGCAGAUGAUACCAAAGAGCUGGCGCACACCAUCAGAUUGGUCGCUGAACAUGAAGCUAUGCACGUCGAGACACUGCACUAUAUGCUCGCACAGCAGCAGCGUCCGACAAAGAACUGCUGCCUUCGCGAUGCCGAGCGGCCACAGCGCGAAUUUCGCGACGAUAAACCCCCGUGCUAUACCUGGAUUGAGGUUGAAGGUGCCGAUGUGCCUCUCGGCGUCCCCUCGCACAGAGGCUUCCACUGGGAUAACGAGAGGAACGCCGCCUCAGCUGGAGUCACGUCGUUCAGCAUAGCUCAGCAUGCGGUUUCCGUGGGCGAUUUUUUGCGUUUCGUUCGCGCGGGCGGGUACUUGCGGCGGGAACUCUGGAGCAAAGGCCAUUGGGCGUGGAUUUGUCGGGAAGGGAUGCAACAUCCGUUAUCGUGGAUGUGCAAUGGAGAUGGAGCCAUGGAAGGAGAUAUUCACGUGCUCACGAGUGUGGGUCCUGGCAUGGAAGGGCAUGGCGCAAGGGUUGAUUACGCUGACAUGCUGCAAUGGCCAGUAUCAGUUUCGCUCGCGGAGGCACUUGCGUACGCCAAAUGGAGCGGGGCGUCGCUCCCGUCCGAGCCGCAGUGGCUGCUCGCGGCGUACGGUAACGAGGGUGCCCGAGGGAAUGGGGGCCAUGUCGACGUCAUGACAGGACGGCUGCACAGCGUUUCAACUGGGUGCUUGUCGACGGGCGGCGCGGUGGGGCUAGUCGGGAAUGGAUGGGAGCUGACGACGACACUGUUUGAAGAAUUUGAGGGGUUCAGGCCGACAGAAAGGUAUCCAGAGUAUUCAAAGGACUUUUUUGACUCCAAACACUACGUGUUGAAAGGGGCGAGCUGGGUGACCCAUGAGAUUCUUGUGCGAGGGUCUUUUCGAAACUUUUUCCAGGCGAUGUAUCCUUACGUGUUUAGUAAGUUUCGGCUCGUACUUCCUCAGGCGGGAGAUGGAGAAGGACGAUCGGAUGAAUGAGCGUGGUUGUGACACGCAUCGGCUUUAUCCAUUUGCGUUAAGGAUUUCCUGGGCUCUGCGGCCUCGUAGCCUCCGAAGCAUUUUCUGUGGUCUAUGUCGCCGUCAGCAAAGGAGGGCAGUCCGAGUCCAGUUUCAGUCAGAAGCGCGAUGGCCCCUCGUCGCGCUGUUAAACGCGCCCAUCCAUAGGUACAUAUAUUUGGACCAACCUUUGUCCUUCUUGUCUUUCUGUCUGUUUCCAUACCGAAGUUACUGAAAUGACUUCUGCGCUUGUGCUUUUGAACAAACCACAAGCAAACGAACCACGAUACCCCUAUUGUACUACUACUGACAGCUUUUGGGAUUAGUUUUGACCUUUUCACCUUUUGAGAUUAUACACACGUUCUGGCAUCAGCUAGCCA
Molecule: messenger RNA, 1754 nt
Organism: Chondrus crispus (carragheen)
Lineage: Eukaryota; Rhodophyta; Florideophyceae; Gigartinales; Gigartinaceae
Exons: 2
Coding region: 1-1356 (451 amino acids)
Source: RefSeq, a predicted model, not a curated record